AUGGGGCUAGCUAAUGAGGAUCUGACCAGCCAAACAAAGAAUUACAAAUCACUUUCCCAUGAACACAGCUUAGAGGACGAAUCAGCAGCCAAUCUUGGAAAUCAAGCACAAACUGGAGACGCUUACGGAGGAAAGUAUAUCAGAGAUGAUGAAGAACAGUUCUAUGCAAAACUGUGGGUGGAAGAGCCGACAGACCUUACACUCUACCCCGUUUGGUCUUUUGGUUUCAACCACCGAGUUUCGUUAAUUAACCUGAGCCGAGGUGCCUCCAGCGUAGUAUGUUACGCAUCUUCACAUCUGGUCAUUAUUGCUGACCUGAAAAAUACACGACAACGGAUACUCCGGGGGCAUUGCAAUGAAAUUACUUCUCUAACCAGUAGUGCAGACACACGGUGGUUGGCGUCAGGAGACCGUGGGCCCGACAAUUCCAUAAUCAUUUGGGAUGGAAAGACUGGCAAUGCUGUGAGGACUAUGCUGUCUCCGCAUAAGAUGGGUGUCGUUGCUAUUCAGCUAACUGAAGACGCUCGCUACCUUGCAACACUUAGCGCAGACAUGCCUAUUCAGGAAUUCUCUAUUUGGAAUUGGACUACUGGUAGUGAUAAACCACUUUGCAAUGUCUUCUUGCAUGAUAAUCAUAACAAUCAGAACCGUAUAUCCUUUAAACCGGGCAGCUACUUUCAUGUAAUUACAAACAGUGAACAGCAAGUUAUAUUCUACAACUGGAACACCAGAGGAGAGAUAACGGCCUACGCUCCUCCGCUCUCGGACGAAGAUUUCAACAAAAAGAUUGGGAGUUUCGUGGGGUCCUGCUCUAUACCCGGAACAAACACAGUUGUCACGGCAACCACCCAAGGGCUUUUGGUGGUCUGGGAGUUGGACAAGGUAGAAAGAAAAAAAGACGAACCAGACUCGCCUUACAAGAAGGCAAUUAAACUCAUCCAGAUACAUGACAAACCCAUAACGUUUAUAACUGUAACCAGGUGUCAAUUAAUCAACUACUCCAUUGCAACUGGAGAUGCAGCAGGGACGAUCAAAUUUUUCGACACAAAUUACAGGAUUCUUUUCUGGUAUGACAAUCUGAACUCCGGACCUAUUGCUUCCAUUAGUUUUGCUCAGAGAGGAAUCUUUGAUGGAUCUUCGAAAUUAUUGGACUCCAGUGAAUAUCCACAGCGGGCAACGAUUGCUGGUGAGAGAUUUGUGGUUGAAGAUUUCAUGGUCACGACGCAGCAUGGAGCAAUGAUUAGCGUGACUGUUGAUGGGAGCUUCUUAAAGUUCAUCAAGCGGGAGAAUCACGAAGAGGUCACCGGUCUCUCCACACAUCCUUCAAUGCCCCACCUGGCAACAUGCAGUUUAACAGGGCUACUGAAAGUUUUUGACUACAAAGCGAAAAAGGUCAUUAGGAUGAAAAGCUAUGGCCCCGAUGAUCCAAUUCAGACUUGUUGUUACAACGCAAAUGGAAUGAAUUUAGCCGUUGGAUUUGUCAGUGGUCAUCUACGUAUUUUGGACUCAAUUACUCUGAAUGAUGUUACUCCGGAACCGUUCACUUAUGGCCGUGGUGCUAUUACUCAUGUGGAUUUCGAUCCAUUCAAUCAAUACUGUGCAUAUGCAGAUGCAUCGUUCACUACCACGCUCGUACGUGCAUCUACUGUGCUUGACACAGGCCCGUGGGCCCAUGUCGGACGGAUCCGUGUGCAUUAUCGUAAAAUCACCGACCUUUUGUUCUAUUCAACUCCUCGGGAAAAACAAAGUCGGCUGUUCAGCAUAGGAGAAGACCGGACUUUGGUAGAAUACGACAUACAUGUGGCAACGAAAAAUGAUUUUCCGAUGCUCGCGCGCUACCGAAUUGAACAGAUGUUCACUCCACUGUGUAUGAGCAGUUUACCACCGCAUCACAAAGAGAGUCUUAUACUGGUAUCAACAGAAGCUUCGAAACUCAAGCUUUUCAGCACUUCCUCAUUCACUUUACGCAAACUGGUUGCGGCCUACCCAGCCUCAAUAAUGUUCCACAAAGUUAAGCCACUCCCCUCCAGCGAAUCAGACAGUGCUCACUUUCUGUUGUGCAUGUCUGACGAGCGUUUAUCCUUGAUUAUGCUUCCGCUGGAUGGAGAUCCACUCAAAUACACCAAUAUCAUUGCUCAUCCAAGCGGACCUCGAGGAACAGGAAAGGCGUCCGCCCUAGCUGUUAGUCAUGAUGGGCGUUAUGUUUUCACCGCAGGUGGACCAGACACGUGUGUUCAUAUGUGGGGAAUAAACACAAAAAUACUGGAAGAUCGCGUCAAAAACUCAUGCGAAGUGAAGCGACGCUUCUACGACCUCUUGACUCCGGAAUUCUUGGACGAACUCAAAGAUUACUUUUACUACUCAAUGUUGCGUACACAAGGUCUGAGGUGCAUGGACACACGUCGAACAUCGUUUACAAUUCCCAUCUCUGAAAUCUCGUUUGUCAUGCGAGCUAUCGGUUACUACCCAUCUGAAGACGAUAUAGAUAACAUCAUCAACGAAGUGAAGUACUCUAAAUUUGCUGAAACCGGUUUCUACACAGAUGAGGUUGAUUUGGACACAUUCAUACAAAUAUAUUGCAACCAUCGUCCGCACCACGGAACAACAUAUAAGGAAAUCUGUGACGCAUUUGAACAUCUGUGUCACGUGCAAGAUAGUGACACUGGACAAUCUUUAUAUUUCCGUGACCCCAGAGAAGCAGUUCAAGAAAUGUCGAAGAUUCCACCGGAAUUUUUGUUCGGAUAUAUGCAGAGUUUUGGCGAAGCCCUAAGUGAAGCAGAAAUGCUGGAAAACCUAGCCGUGCUUUUAGGAGCGUUUCACGAAGGUGGGCGUCCUGAAAUGAGUGAACCCUAUAAGCAAGACUCACUGAAGCUUGCUGUGGAUCUUUACUUGCCCAUGUUUCUAACUCCUCGGACAUUCGUCCAAAGGAUACUAGGCAUGCGAUCUUGCGCUGCCACACAUAGUGAAGGGGAUUAUUACGCUGAGAAAUUGCGUAUUGAGGAAGAGACUCCAUCCGAAUUACCAGCCACUACUGGAAUCGCUCAGGACACAAAAAACGUUGACGCACAGACAGAAGCGUGAUUCAGCUUAAUAGUUUAUUGAUUGUACAACUGUUUUCCGAACGCCUGGAUUGUCACCUGAUGAUACAGGAAAUUCUGUUCUGGCAACAAUCCCCCUAAAAGCACAUUCUGUCAACGAUAACGAAGAAAAAAACAGCUUCCUAUGCUCUGAUAUAUCUUGAUUUUCAGUGCAAGUGAUCUUUGGGGAUUUUUUAGUAUGGUUCUUUCAGUUGCCAACGUGUGUGUAAUUGGAUACGACUUGUUUGUCGUAAUCCUGAAUUUGUCAAGGUAUCUUUCAAUACCGAAAGUAUUGGAAAUUUCGCCACCUUCUUUCCAGCAGACAAUUUUGUAACUACAGCCUGCUUACUCCUAGAACUAUUGAAC
Molecule: messenger RNA, 3443 nt
Organism: Opisthorchis viverrini
Lineage: Eukaryota; Metazoa; Platyhelminthes; Trematoda; Opisthorchiida; Opisthorchiidae
Exons: 21
Coding region: 1-3081 (1026 amino acids)
Cellular component (GO): motile cilium
Molecular function (GO): protein binding
Source: RefSeq, a predicted model, not a curated record